AUGAGUACAACAUCGAAUGAAAUCAAUGAAAAGGACAACAAUCCAGCAUUUAUCGACUUAGUGAGAAGCGGACUGCCAUCAUCUAUUCGAAUAAUAUCUAGAAAAACCGUAAAAGAAAAACUUCAAGAAACAUUUUGUGCAAUAAAAACGGCUCUUAUAAAAAAAUUAACUGAUGUAGAAGUAGUAUCAACUACAGCAGAUCUAUGGAGUAAAAUGAAAAGGAGCUACUUAGGAAUAACAGUUCAUUGGAUUGAUUCUACAACUUUAAGAAGAGAAUCAGCUGCAUUGGCUUGUCGCCGAAUAAAAGCCAGGCACACUUAUGAUAUUUUAGCUAAAGUUAUCAAUUCCAUCUUCUUAGAAUAUCAUAUUCAAAAUAAAGUUUGCUGUACAACGACUGACAGUGCAUCAAACUUUGUAAAAGCAUUUCGAUGUGUUAGUCAUUUAUUAAAUCUAAUUGCUGUAAAAGAUUCAGAAAAGGCUUUAGAAAAUGAUGUAUUAUAUAAAAAACAGUACAGAGCAGUAUUCGCUAAGUUGACGAAACUAUGGAACAAACAAAAUCAGUCUACGCAGGUAGCUGACAGAAUAAAAGAGAUAUGUGGCGUAUACUUGAAAACUCCUGUUAUUACAAGAUGGAAUUCUACGUUUGAUUCCAUAGUUCAACUCGUAAAGUUUCUAAAACAUAAUUCAAAAGUUAUAAACCAAUGUCUUGAUUACUGUAAUUUGCAGAGACUGACUGAUAAAGAUAUUAAAUUCUUAGGAGAUUAUUGCCAGGUAAUGGAACCUCUGGCACGCGCACUGGAUAUUUUACAAAGUGAAAAUGGAAUAUUUUAUACACUACGCCAGAAGAAAGAAUUAAUAAUAGCAGCUUUUUUGCACCCGAAAUUCAAAUUAAAUUGGUUAACCGGAGAUAAAAAAAAAAUUGCUGCAAGUUAUUUGCAAGACUUAUUUGGAAUUCAAUCUAGAGAAAAUUCUCCAAAUGUUAAUCAACAAGCUGUUGAUCCUGAUGAUGAUUUUUUUAAUUUUCAUCCAAAAAAACAUUCUGAAGAAGAAGAAUUGCAAGAAUUUUUAAACUCAAACAACUCCUUUAUUAAAUACAACACACCACUUCCAAGUAGUGCAUCAGUAGAACGAUUAUUUAGUUGUGGAGGUUUGGUACUUACACCACAAAGAGGUCAUCUUAAUGAUGACACAAUGGAACAGCAACUUCUAAAAGUUAAUAAAAAUAUUCGAUGA
Molecule: messenger RNA, 1233 nt
Organism: Formica exsecta
Lineage: Eukaryota; Metazoa; Arthropoda; Insecta; Hymenoptera; Formicidae
Exons: 8
Coding region: 1-1233 (410 amino acids)
Source: RefSeq, a predicted model, not a curated record